CAGUAAAUGCUUCUUUUUCUUGGCUUGGUGUGGAGAGAUCGGCUGGCGCAAGCAUUGCUUGGGUUACGCGGCUAGGUAAAUGGCGUAACGACAGGGUUACUUGAUCCUACCCCAGGGUACCCUUAUCUCAACUGCGUUGAAAUGCUAGGAGGUAAGACGGAUUGAAGCCCCGGCCCACGCCUAUAGACUCUUGCAGUAUCUUCGAGCUCACUCUUAAACAUAUUUCGAUUUUCAAGGUCUGAUCUUGAAUCACAUACACCACCAUGUCCCAGAAGAAGGUCGAAGUGCCUGGUGUCUAUGCCGGAGAGAACCAUCUCGAUUAUGGCUCUGGGAACGUACAUGCAGCAAGCCGCAAGAGAAACUCGGUGGUCAAUCCGGACAUCUUAAGAGGAGACAUAUUUGAUGAGCGAUAUGAGACUACGAAGAGAGGUCUCAAAUCUCGACAUGCGCAAAUGAUCGCCCUAGGAGGUACCAUCGGCACUGGUUUAUUCGUUGGGACUGGCCAAACGCUCCAUCGUGGUGGUCCAGCGUUCCUUCUCACCGCGUUCUGCGCAUUGUCUUUCCUCAUUUUCUGCACCAUUUGCGGUAUUAUUGAGGUUGCUGCGUACCUUCCGACACCUGGAUCAUCUGUGAACCUGUUCGGCUACCGCUACGUAUCUCGUUCUAUGGGCUUCGGGCUGGGUUGGCUCUACUUCUACUCACUAGGCAUUCUCAUUCCAUCUGAGAUCACGGCUGCUGGGUUAGUCAUCGAGUACUGGUCUCCGCCAGUGCAUAUUGCCGUCUGGAUAACGAUCAUGAUUAUAGUAAUUGUGGGCCUGAAUUGCUUCCCGGUCAGGUUCUACGGCGAGACGGAGUUCUGGUUUGCAGGCACAAAGGUCGUCAUGAUACUUGGCCUGCUCUUCUUAUCAUUCAUCCUGUUCUGGGGUGGCGGGCCACAAAAAGAUCGUCUAGGAUUUAGGUAUUGGAGACACCCAGGCGCAGCCAAAACAUACCUCGAAGACGGCAACACUGGUCGCUUUGUGGCUUUACUCUCAACAACGACUCUAAGCGCCUUUCCUUUUUCCUUCGCGCCAGAACUGCUCGUCGCUACGGGCGGCGAAAUGCAAAGCCCGAGACGGAAUUUACCCACGGCCGCACGGCGCUACGUAUAUCGCCUUCUCGUCUUCUAUGUUUUUGGAGCGCUUGCUAUCGGAGUCAUCUGCCCAUCGGAUGAUCCGAGUAUUACUAGCGGGGGUCAUGGCGCAGCUGCGUCGCCUUUCGUUGCGGGGAUCAAGAAUGCCGGUAUCCCUGUCCUCGACUCGAUCAUCAACGCUGGUAUCAUCCUAAGUGCUUGGUCAUCAGGCAACUCCUUUCUCUUCCUGUCCUCUCGUUCACUAUACGCGCUAGCACUAUCAGGCAACGCCCCCUCUGUCUUCAAGUCAUGCACUAAGUCUGGUGUUCCAUAUUGGGCUGUUACCGCAUCAUCAAUGUUUUGCGCCCUCGCUUACCUCAACGUUGGCUCCAAUUCUUCCAUAGUCUUCAAUUGGUUCGUCAAUCUUACCAAUACCUCUGGUUUCAUAUCCUGGAUCUGCUGUGGCAUUGUCUUCUUACGGUUCCGCAAAGCAUGCGAAGCACAGAACAUCACCGAUCUACCUUACCGCUCCCCCGUCGGAAAAUGGGGCGCAUGGUGCGUCAUCAUUAGCUUCACUUUCCUCUGCCUGGUGAAUGGUUUUGAUGUGUUUUGGCCAAAAAACUGGAACGUGAGCAGCUUCUUCACAGCGUAUGUCGGCAUUCCAAUGUUUUUCCUUUUCUACGGAGGGCACAGAAUCUGGGCAUGGCAUGACACAUGGGCUUACGAUCCAAAGGAGGUGGAUCUGUAUACCGGUAUGGAGCAGGUACUUGCUGAGGAGGUGCCGAAGAGAAAAGUUGCAGGCCUAUGGUGGAAGAAGAUCACCGCGAUCUGGCAGUAAGAUAUCAUUGUGUGCGUAAGACCAAAGGGUGAUUUGCGCUGUAAGUUCUGGGAAACCUAGCAACGAUAUAGUAUUUUAUUAUGGCCUUAUUGAUUCGGUUUCUCUCCGCUCUAUGUUUUCCUCGCGUCUUUUCGAUUCAUAGUCUAUUUCCUUUGGGGAUAUUGACAACGAUAGUAUUUGAGACCGGAGCGGCCUAAAUUUACCAACCG
Cucurbitaria berberidis CBS 394.84 is the source of this 2158-nucleotide messenger RNA. RefSeq names its product histidine permease. Gene Ontology annotation, molecular function: amino acid transmembrane transporter activity. Bases 264 to 1949 code for a protein of 561 amino acids. Gene Ontology annotation, cellular component: membrane. The transcript has 2 exons. Lineage: Eukaryota; Fungi; Ascomycota; Dothideomycetes; Pleosporales; Cucurbitariaceae. The record is from RefSeq and is a predicted model, not a curated record. Gene Ontology annotation, biological process: amino acid transmembrane transport.